AGGCUUGCCGCACAGCUCUGGCCCACAUAAGGUGGGCAAGGACAAGGUCUGCUGAUGACAGUACUAGAGCAUCUUGCCUUUCAACUGGGUGAGCACCUCCCUGCAAGAGCAUGAACACCAGCUGCCUAUCACCUAUGUCACCGGCUACAGGCAUGGUCCUAAGGAUGAGGUGAUGUAGAGGCACAGAUUUUAAUUUGUGAAGCACCCACUUUAUGCCUGGCAUUGGGGUACCCUGAGCCACCCAAGGCUUUGGCUCCUGUCUAUCAUCUCUAGCCUGAUCAUCAGAAUCAGAGAAUGCUGGAACCGGUAACACUUAGUUCACACCUGUAUUUUACAGAUGAAGGCAAUAAGGCCCAGAGAAGGAGUGUCCCAAGGUUUUCCUUGUUAAAAUUGGUCUGGCUGGCUGCUGUGAUGUGCCACACUGUCCUGACGGUGCACACACUGCUGUGUGGAGGAACAGAGGAGUCCGGCUGGCCUUCGCAUGGCAGGGAUCAGAGUCACCAAGGUAGACUGGCAGCGGUCGAGGAAUGGUGCUGCCCACCACACCCAGGAGUACCCCUGCCCUGAGCUGGUGGUUCGCAGGGGCCAGUCGUUCAGCCUCACGCUGGAGCUGAGCAGAGCCCUGGACUGUGAGGAGACCCUCAUCUUCACGGUGGAGACAGGACCCCGGGCUUCUGAGGCCCUCCACACCAAAGCUGUGUUCCAGACAUCGGAGCUGGAGCGGGGUGAGGGCUGGACAGCAGCAAGGGAGGCUCAGAUGGAGAACACUCUGACCGUCAGUCUCGCCAGCCCUCCCAGUGCUGUCAUUGGCCGCUACCUGCUGAGCAUCAGACUUUCCUCUCACCGCAAACACAGCAACCGGAGGCUGGGCGAGUUUGUUCUCCUUUUCAACCCAUGGUGUGCAGAGGACGAUGUGUUUCUGGCCUCAGAGGAGGAGAGACAGGAGUACGUGCUCAACGACAGCGGCAUCAUCUUCCGAGGCGUGGAGAAGCACAUACGAGCCCAGGGCUGGAACUACGGGCAGUUUCAGGAGGACAUCCUGGACAUCUGUCUCUCCAUCCUGGAUCGAAGCCCUGGUCACCAAAACAACCCAGCCACCGACGUGUCCUGCCGCCACAACCCCAUCUACGUCACCAGGGUCAUCAGUGCCAUGGUGAACAGCAACAACGACCGGGGUGUGGUGCAAGGACAGUGGCAGGGCAAGUACGGCGGCGGCACCAGCCCGCUGCACUGGCGCGGCAGCGUGGCCAUUCUGCAGAAGUGGCUCAAGGGCAGGUACAAGCCAGUCAAGUACGGCCAGUGCUGGGUCUUCGCGGGAGUCAUGUGCACAGUCCUCAGGUGCUUGGGGAUAGCCACACGGGUCGUGUCCAACUUCAACUCAGCCCACGACACAGACCAGAACCUGAGUGUGGACAAAUACGUGGACUCCUUCGGGCGGACCCUGGAGGACCUGACAGAAGACAGCAUGUGGAAUUUCCAUGUCUGGAAUGAGAGCUGGUUUGCCCGGCAGGACCUAGGCCCCUCUUACAAUGGCUGGCAGGUUCUGGAUGCCACCCCCCAGGAGGAGAGUGAAGGUGUGUUCCGGUGCGGCCCAGCCUCAGUCACCGCCAUCCGCGAAGGUGAUGUGCACCUGGCCCACGAUGGCCCCUUCGUGUUUGCGGAGGUCAACGCUGACUACAUCACCUGGCUGUGGCACGAGGAUGAGAGCCGGGAGCGUGUAUACUCAAACACGAAGAAGAUUGGGAGAUGCAUCAGCACCAAGGCGGUGGGCAGUGACUCCCGCGUGGACAUCACCGACCUCUACAAAUAUCCGGAAGGGUCCCGGAAAGAGAGGCAGGUGUACAGCAAGGCGGUGAACAGGCUGUUCGGCGUGGAAGCCUCUGGAAGAAGAACCUGGAUCCGCAGGGCUGGGGGGCACUGUCUCUGGCGUGACGACCUCCUGGAGCCUGCCACCAAGCCCAGCAUCGCUGGCAAGUUCAAGGUGCUAGAGCCUCCCAUGCUGGGCCACGACCUGAGACUGGCCCUGUGCUUGGCCAACCUCACCUCCCGGGCCCAGCGGGUGAGGGUCAACCUGAGCGGUGCCACCAUCCUCUAUACCCGCAAGCCAGUGGCAGAGAUCCUGCAUGAAUCCCACGCCGUGAGGCUGGGGCCGCAAGAAGAGAAGAGAAUCCCAAUUACAAUAUCUUACUCUAAGUAUAAAGAAGACCUGACAGAGGACAAGAAGAUCCUGUUGGCUGCCAUGUGCCUUGUCACCAAAGGAGAGAAGCUUCUGGUGGAGAAGGACAUUACUCUAGAGGACUUCAUCACCAUCAAGGUUCUGGGCCCAGCCAUGGUGGGAGUGGCAGUUACAGUGGAAGUGACAGUAGUCAACCCCCUCAUAGAGAGAGUGAAGGACUGUGCGCUGAUGGCGGAGGGCAGCGGCCUUCUCCAGGAACAGCUCAGCAUCGACGUGCCUACCCUGGAGCCUCAGGAGAGGGCCUCAGUCCAGUUUGACAUCACCCCCUCCAAAAGUGGCCCAAGGCAGCUGCAGGUGGACCUUGUAAGCCCUCACUUCCCGGACAUCAAGGGCUUUGUGAUCGUCCAUGUGGCCACUGCCAAGUGAUGGAUCAUGAGGGACUGAGAGGGGUGGAUUCGGCCCCUGUCCUCCUCCUGCCCAUUCUUUGUCUCUUCCACAUGGGAGCCAGGAGGCCUCAGUUAAUCCUGCUUCAACCUCUGCCCUACUUUGUAAACUUAGGCAAGUUCCUUCUCCUCCUGGGCCUCAGUUUACUCUUCUGUAAAAUGAAGUGUUGCACUCAGUAAUCCUUAAACUUUUGGACAACCAUAGAUGAUGUAAGAACCGAGGGAGCCUCUCCAACCUUCAUCUCUCAUCCCCAUGGCUGGGAGGUUGACAGACCCGAGCAUCAGAGAAACCCUGGCCCACUCAGCUCUGCCAUCUUCCACCCUGCCACCUCGCUGUCACCCUGGCUGACCCUUGGACUCUCCUUGCUUUUCAAAUGCCCUGGCCACAUCAAGAGCCAAGGAUCCUCCCCACAGUCCUGACAGAGAAUCCAAAAGUAUCAGAGCUGGAACCUAACCAUCCCUCAACACUCCCAUUACAGAGAAGAAGGAAACUUACAGAGGCCACAGGGUGAGCUAGAGGCAGAGUGGAGGCCCAUGUGUGUGCCAUUUAUACCUCCUAAGUCCCGAUCCUAAAAAGCAUUAGAUUUUAAGCAAAGGGAAAUUUUCCCUCAGUGAAGACACAGGCCCAGGAUCUGAGGGGCGAUUGCUGCCUAGGAUAAUCUUAAGAAGAUAAAGGAAGGGCCCAAACUGGAUUGCAUUCCUCUAAAAUCUGCAGCCCCAAAUCUGAAGAGGGCCAGUGACUAACAGCACAAACAACAGCAAACACCUCACAGGGCUCAACUUACACAAUUCUGACUGAACAAUUAAAGUUGAGAAAAUGUUUCAUUCAAUGGGUGCCAAAACUGUUCUCCCCAGAUCAGCUGCAAACAAGAGCAGAGCUUUCCGUAGAAAUUGUAAACAAGGGAUCAAGAUCCCGAAGCAUUUCUUCAAAGAAUUGUAACAGGAUGGAACAUGGCUUUACCAAUACAGUCCUAAAGACAAAGCACAAUCGAAGCAAUGGCUACCAAGAGGGGGAAAUGGUUCAGUCAAAGCAACAGUGGACCAGCCGGCCAGGCGCGGUGGCUCACACCUGUAAUCCCAGCACUUUGGGAGGUCGAGGUGGGCGGAUCACUUGAGGUCAGGAGAUCAAGACCUGCAUGGCCAGGUGAACCCCAUCUCUACUAAAAAUACAAACAUUAGCCAGGUGUUGUGGUGUGUGCCUGUAAUCCCAGCUACUCGGAAGACUAAGGCAGGAGAAUCACUUGAACCCAGGAGGUGAAGGUUGCAGUGAACCGAGAUUGCACCACUGCACUCCAGCCUGGGCAACAGAGCAAGACUCUGUCUC
Messenger RNA from Pan troglodytes (chimpanzee), 3943 nucleotides. It is a transcript of the gene TGM6, whose product is annotated as transglutaminase 6. NCBI's taxonomy places the organism in Eukaryota, Metazoa, Chordata, Mammalia, Primates, Hominidae. Bases 482 to 2602 code for a protein of 706 amino acids. Gene Ontology annotation, molecular function: protein-glutamine gamma-glutamyltransferase activity. The transcript has 15 exons. Gene Ontology annotation, biological process: peptide cross-linking. Gene Ontology annotation, cellular component: cytoplasm. The record is from RefSeq and is a predicted model, not a curated record.